Messenger RNA from Globicephala melas (long-finned pilot whale), 6779 nucleotides. NCBI's taxonomy places the organism in Eukaryota, Metazoa, Chordata, Mammalia, Artiodactyla, Delphinidae. The record is from RefSeq and is a predicted model, not a curated record.
AUGGCCGGGCAGCCUCCGCGCUCCGGCCGGAAGAUGCCACCGCGCGCCGCGGGGCGAGCCCGACGCCGGAAGCGGCGGCUGCAGCCCCCGACCUGGGAGAUAUCGGACUCGGACAUCGAGGGCCCCGCGGGCGAGGAGGCCGCCGCCAGGGUCCGAGACCCGGCGGAAGAGCACAGGGCGGCGGCCGAGGUGCUGCGGCGGCUGCGGCCCGAGCAAGCCGUGCGGCGCCUGGCGGUGCUCAUGGACCCAGACAUUCUGGAAGAUGCCGGUGCCGACAUCCUGAUGGAGGCUCUGGACGCCCUGAGCUGUGAGUGCCGCGUGGAGCCCGAACGCCCUGCAUGGAGCCUCGGGUGGAGCAGAGUGAAGCCAGACCCUUGCUCCCUCAGUGUGCCUCCUGAGGUGUGGGCUGCGGAUGAGCAGGACCGGCUGCUGCUGCUGGAGCCUGAGGAGUUUCUGCAGGGCGUUGUCCAGCUGACCCAGGCCCUGGUGCUUCUGCAGCUCUGGGCAAACGUGGAUGUGCUGUUGGUGGCCUCCUGGCAGUCCCGGGAGUCUGGGGCCUUUUCCUUCUGCACCACCGCGUGCUGGGCAGCAGCCGAGAAGAGUGGCAAGAGAUGGCACCGGCCUGCGGGGGGCCUGCUGGCAGCAGAUCAGGCAGUUCAACUGCGUCAGCCCGGCUGUGGCCAAUGCUGUUGUUGCUGCCUUCCCUUCCCCCUGCCUUCUGCAACAGGACUGAAUGCAGCCCGCCCAGGGAACAGACUAGAAACCACGAGCGGUGGUGUGCGGGAGCAAGACACCCAGUAUGACCUGCAUCGGGGCUCUCAGGCAGCCUCAGACGAGAGGAACAGCAGCUGACAACAUGCAAAGCAAGUUAAGAAAAACCCAAGGCCGGCGGCGACAGCAGGAAGAGCCGACCUCUCACGAAGCCGUCCUCCUCACAGGCAGCAGACCAGCCUCCCAGGCCUGCAGCCUGAGUCCAGACAUGCUGGGGCAGCAGCUCCCCAGAGACUCUGAGAAGGAAAGUGGCUGCUCCCACACCCGGCACAGGAAGCAGACAGACUAGGAAGUCCGGGUCUCCGGAUCACAGGGAUAAUGGCCCCGGAGCCCCUGUAGCAAGGCCUCUCCCAGCCUCGGGUGGCAGGGGGGCAGCCGAGACAAACCUUGGUUCAGUCCUCCCUCUCCUGUUGCCCUGGGGGUGGUCCAAAGGGAGAAACAGAGAAAACGCCAUCCCAGUUGUAGAAGGCAGUUUUCACUGGGAAACAAGCUAGGUCCUUCGGCAGCGCUUCCUCUGGCAGCGCCGGGUCUCAGGGCUGCUGGGAUUGGCCAUGGGCGAGGGUGUGGGGGGCUUGCGGUGGCCGCAGCUCAUGCUCAGGACCCAGCCCAGCUUGUGGUGCAGCACCUGCUUGAGGCCGGGCGGCAGGGGCAGGCCCUCGAGCGUGUCCCCAGAGUCAGGCCGCAGCUGGCGCAGGCGGUAGCAGCACAGGUAUUGCAGGGAGGUGAUGCUGGCACAGGAGCGGAUCACCUUCAUGCUGCUCUUGGCCGCCGUGGAGCACACCAUUGGGUAGAACCUCUUGUUCUGCAGCUUGGUGGCUGCCACUCCUGGGGGUGGGGAGGUGGCACAGCCUGAACCCUAAGCUCAGGCUCUCCUAAGGGGACGAAGGAUGCUGGGAUUUCCACCUACCCCCCGGCCUUGCCCGGUUCUGGGGACCCUGAGACCUCAGGGAUGCAAGGAUGGCCUUGCAAGGAUGGCUUUUCAGGGCCCUCAACCUCACCAGGAGCUCAGUGGCAGCCAUGCUCUGCGGGCAUGUGUCAGAGUCACCUCCUCACCUAUGCACUUCCUGUUCUUAAAAAAGGUCAGCGUCCCAUGCCAGGUGUCCAGGUGCACGCCAAUGAUGGAGCCCUGGCCGAACCGGGAGGAGAAGCUCGUCUUGUCGCCCUUGUGGUGGAGGAGGCCUGGGGGCAGCAGGGUCGGGGUGAGCCCUGCAGCCUCGGGGCCCCCCAGCCCUGCCCACCCUGGGGGCCCCACGCACCUGUGUAGGAGAGGCCCCAGCUGUCCUCGUCCCGGCCGAGCAGGCUGCAGAACGUGUGGUGGUACUUGUCCAGGUCCACGUCCGAUGUCCCGAUGCCCACCAUCUGGAAACGGCAGAACUGGCAGAGGGGGCUGGGGACCAAGGUGCCCGGCACCCCUCCCCCAACCCUGCCGGCCACUUACCAUGUCAGUGCCAUAGACGGGCGAGGUCAUCUUGAUCUCCCAGAAGUGCUGGCCCUCCCCCAGCUCCUUUGUACCCCGGAUGGCCGCUGUGCCACAGCUGUAUUCCAUGUGGAAGUUGACCUUCCGGUUGUCACAGCUCAGCAGGGUGGCCGAGGACUUAUUCAGGUCAUCCCAGACCCAGUCAAAAUCUGUGAGAGAAGAGGCCCAGGCUCGCCAGGCUCCCCCCCAGCCCAGAGGUCCGCCCACCCGCCGCAGGCCCCCACACUCACACUCGUCCUCCUCCCCGCAGCGGCAGUCCCUGCCCCGGUGGGCGGCGUGCAGACUGCCGCAGAAGGCCUCACUCUGACUGUCACAGUCGCAGAACGACUCCCCAGUCACAGGCACGGCGCUGGGGAUGGAUGACGGCAGAGAUGCAUACUCGGGGUCGGAAUCUGAGUCGCUGUGCUGAGGGGAAAGGGCCAGCUGUUCCUGCCUCCUGCCCUCUGCCGGCCCAACCGACCCCUUCCCCCACCUGCCCUGCCACCCACCCCAGGCCCACGGGUGAACGGCCGCACGCCCCAAGGAAGGGAUCUGGGGCUUUGGCCUCAAAGGGCCUCCUCAGGUCUCAAGGGCUCAGCCAGCCAGCCACAGUGACCCUGGACAUCUUUUCUGGCUCAGGAGCUGCAAGGGGGCCUCCUUGCCAAAGGCCUACCACGCCGGUGGCUUCCUGGGAGUGGAGUGGAGGGCCCCGGAGGCCUAGCCACUAAUAAGCCUCAAGACAGGGCUGCAUGCUUAGCCAUCGUCGUUGUCCAGAGAACAUCUAAAUUGUGAUAAAUGGGAGCGUGACAGCAAAGUCCGUUGCUGACCUAAUGAAGGCACCUGGUCUCCCCAUGGCAGCAGCUGGGCUCCAGGGGGGCCGAUGGCCGUGGUCCCCUUGUCCGUGCAAGGGUGUGCUCUCAACCCCCAUCACAGGACCCUGACGAGCAAGCCCCAUGGUCUCAGGCUGUGGCAGGAAAACAUUCAGUUGGGCCUUGGCCCUCUGCGUGUGGCUCUCAGUCCUCACCGAAUGGACUCCAAGCCUUGAGGGCCUGAUCUUGGCCCAGGGGCCAGACGCUAAGGCUGAGCUGGUCUGGUUCCGGGGACCAGCUGACCCACAGACCCUCCUGGAGGCCAGUGAGGGUGUCUCUGUACACCUUGUUGUUCCUGUUCUGGAGCCACGUGGGCCCCUCAAGACACCCACCCAGGCUCUGACAUCUGGCCGACCAGUGAGGGCCUGGAGUCUCAGGCCCCAGGGGUGCAGGCAGCCUGUGCAUGCCUGCUCUCUGAGCCCUCCCAGCUUCGCCUGGGGUCCUGGUGGGGCUCUGGCCUCCACCCUCACUCUCUUGGCCUCUGGGUGCUGCUCUGGGCCCCGCGGAAAUGCCCUCUGCACAGUGGUCUGGGUGACCUGUUCAGACCUGGGAAUCCUGCUGCCCUGAGAACAAAGCCCACAGACUUAACUCUCGUCAGAGAAUAUAAGACCCCCUCCUUGCCCAGCCUCCUCCUCUGCCCUGUCCACCCCUGUCCCCAUGGGGCAGGAGUGGGGGUCUGUUUGCCCCUGGAUGGCUUUUGGAUACCAUUUCAAAGAGGCUCUUUCAGCCUCUCAUGCUGCGUCCUCUUCCUUCUCUUCCUUUCUCGUAGGCUUCCCUGACGCUCUCCUGGGUCCUGCUCACCUGCCUCCUCCCACCGGAACUGAGUUCCUUUGUUAUUACACUCAGCCCCAAGUGCCACACAGGAGCUCUGGGAACCGAUGGCAGAGACAGCUCAGGGAGCGAGGAGGCCGAGCCCCAGUUGGAGACAGACGCCAGCAAGGACAGUGGCAGCAGGCCCAAAGCACCCCGCUCACGGGGAAGAGCGAUCCCCCACAAGCCAAGGCAGGCCCACUGCUGCCAGAGGAGACAAUCCCUUCCCACUGAGUCAGGAGCCAGGGGCACAGACCUGAGCACUGCUGGCCCCGGGGGUCAUACUGCUUGGCACCCAGCACACAACCCCCUGUGCAGAGGGCAGACCCGGCCCCACCACAAGCUGUAAGGAGAGCUUAGAGCAGCGGAGACAAGGACAUGUGUGUUCGGCCUUCAAAGGUGCUGGGGUGACACGCUCUCUCCAUCCACACGUGCACACAAGUACCCCGGGCCCAUUAGGUGACCGGAUGAGCCACAGGUGUGUAUCAGACACUGCACCCCCAGCCCCUGGACGCCUCCCACAUCCCACAGCGAUGAGCCAGAGAGGCAGAGACAGACAGGAGAAAAGACUGCUCCAGGCCACGUGGUCAGUGGAAGCUGGAGGCGGGACAGGAAUGCAGGCCGAGGCCUCUCGCUGGCCCAGGCAGGAAGCUAAGGGAGGCCCCAGGAAGGGGACCCAGGAUGUCGCCUCCAAUUCUGCCCCAAGCCCUGGUGCUUCCACGGGACUCAGCUGCCCUCACUGAGGGCUGGGGAGGAUAGGCACCUGUCCCCACCCAGACACCUGGCUGAGCCAGGGCACCCAGGCAGGGUGGCUGUGACAGAGCAGAACCAAGUCACCCGAAGAUCACCCUGAAAACAACAGAGGUGACUCAGGGCAAAGCCAAAGCCCAGCUCUGGUCUGAGAGGUUCAGGAAACUGACUUGUGAAGCCCUCCCCACAUGCCCCCCACGGCAGGCACAGAGGCCACAGAGCCCCACCACCCCACCCCUGUGGCGGGAGUCAGCGUGGUGAGGCUCUGGUUGCAAACCCCUCAGGUCCAUCAGGAACCUCCACUGCAGACAGACAGCUGAGCCGCCCUCCUCACGGCCUCUGUAUUCCUGGGCCUUGCAGAGCUCAGGGUCCUGAGCACAGGAAGGCUCAGGAAUGUCGGUCUUUAAAGAUCAAAAUUCUUUUUUUAGAUGCAUAUACACAAACGUUGAAUACAGACUUCAACAGGCAGAGAAAACGUCCAGAAGGUUGCACACAGAGGUAACAACAGCUACCCUUGAAAAGCGGUUGGGUAAAUGGAAUGGAGAAGUUUUCGUUAAAUGAACUGACCAAAGUACCCACUGACACCCUCUUCAAAGAAAAAAGUCUACAGAGGAACGUAGUAUAUGCCUUGAGGUCCUGCUACCCAGGGCCACGUGCGUCCUUAACCGUGUGAAGAGCCUAGGGGAGCAGAAGCAGAGUGCACGCAGGGGACGGUCCGACAAGCCUGGCCCUGUUUUCUGCCCUCAGAGGCAUCUUUCUCUUUCAGUCUCAGUUCAGGCAAUAUUUAGUCCAGCCAUGCCCACCAUGCUCACCCACUGGAACCUACCUGCCCAUCAGAGUCGUAGCCCCAGUUGGUGGACCCUGCCAGAGCCACGGCCCGGGCAUCCGCAUCUCGGCGAGCUGCACUCAGGACAAAAUGCCACGCUCUGCUGCUCCGUGGGCGCCUGGCCAUGGUGGGCAGGAUCUGGAAGAAAGCACAAGGUCUGAGCAAAGAAAGACAUAUGACACACCAGUAGGUCCCCCAGCACCCCCUGCACUUGGCCCCCAGACUGUGCCAGCCCACCCAGGGUCCGGAACUCUCUUCACAAGCUCAUACCUCACUCCAGUGUCCGAGUACCUUGAUGAAACCCAGGUGGAGAGCAUGGAAUGCCAUCCUGACAUCCAUGACUCUCAAAUGCCUAGCUCAGCCCCUCUCCGAGCUCGGCCUCAGGAUUGCAAGUGUCCCUCCUGCACAUCCCUCAAGCAUCUCAAACCUUGCCUGCCCCUCCUCCAUUCUCCAUUUUGACAAACGGCAUCUCUAGCCUCCGAGUUCCUCAUGCCAGACACACAGCAGUCAUCCCCAACACUUCUUUCCUCCCUCCCACCACGGCCUCACAGCCCUCCGCGCCCCACACCGUCUCCAAAACAUGUCCUGAAUCCCUCUCCACCCCUGCUGCCACCUUGCCUGCCCCACCCGCACACAACUCGUCUUCGCUCUGGCUCCUCCCACUUCACUCACUACAACCGAGCUUUUUUUGAAAUACAAAUCUUAAAAUUUUAAAUUAACGAGUUAACUCCUCAGGGCUUGCCACUGUUCUUAGAAUAAAGUACAAUAUUCUACCAUGCCUACAAGUUCCGGCCCUGUUCCGGCUGGUAGCUCUUUCCAGCCCUUUGCCCACAACGCUUUCCCCUCCCCUCUUUGGCUCUCAACUUCCAUGCCCGACUUACAGUAAUAAGUCGCCCUCUGUGAUCGUCUACUUCCCGGCUCUGCCCUGGUUUGAAAUCCCCAGAAGGGCCCUGCCACGACCCCGAGGGGCGGCAGUGAAUUAGCGCAGACAGAGCUUUUGAGGGAUAGGAGCCCGUCCGCAGACCAGGGUUGGUUACUGAAACUGGCCAGAGUGGGCCCGGCCUAAUCCUCGCCAGCCACCGCCGCAGCAACAGUAAGCGCCAGGCCGUGCACGCGCAAUGCACGACCCCGAGACUGACCCCGCUGCAGUAGGGGUUGCUUCCCCAUCAGGCAUCUCACUGUCUCAGGAUCGGUGGGGUUGCGGGGUUCCUCCCGCCCGCCGCCCCGCCCGGUCUGCGGCGCAGCGCCUUGGCAGCCUCGCCCGGCCCUGCCGCUGCCGAUGCCGCCGCAGGAACAA